Messenger RNA from Gastrolobium bilobum, 1002 nucleotides. RefSeq names its product transcription factor TCP11-like. Gene Ontology annotation, molecular function: DNA-binding transcription factor activity; sequence-specific DNA binding. The coding region runs from base 88 to 672 and encodes 194 amino acids. Gene Ontology annotation, cellular component: nucleus. Lineage: Eukaryota; Viridiplantae; Streptophyta; Magnoliopsida; Fabales; Fabaceae. The record is from RefSeq and is a predicted model, not a curated record. The transcript has a single exon.
UAAAAUAAAAUAAGUAAUUUCGAUUCACUCUCUUUUCCACGUUCAAUUCAAAUUCCUAAAAUCUCAAUCUCAAAACCAAACCCUAACAUGAACUCCGAAAUUGUUCCAUACACAUUUUCACAUUCAGACCCUAAAAUCACAACCGAUUCUGACCCCAAUGUGCAAAUCACAGCCACACCAAAACCUUCAGCCGCUGCCAGAAAAAAAUCUUCCGCCGCAGUCGCCAUUCGCUCCACGAAGGACCGCCACACCAAGGUUAACGGCCGUGGCCGCCGUGUCCGCAUGCCGCCGCUCUGCGCUGCCCGGAUAUUCCAGCUCACCCGCGAGCUCGGCCACCGCUCCGAUGGCGAGACAAUCGAGUGGCUUCUCCGCCAGGCUGAGCCCUCCAUAGUAGCCGCCACAGGUUCCGGCACCGUACCUGCCGCUCCAGUUUCAUCCUUCGCCGACGCCGUCGCCUCCUCGGCGCCCUCCAUCUCUUGCCUUGCUCUGCCCGCGCCGGAGACUACUGGCGGUGGCCAUGAGAUGUUCGCCUUGGCUCUGCCGCAGCCGGCAGUAACGGAGUACGCGGCGGCGGCGGUGAACGGAUACCGACACAUGCCGUUCACGGCGCUGUUGUUGCAACCUACGACGGCGGAGGAUAAUCAGCAAGAGGAGACUCUCAACGAACUAUGAUAGUGUUGCGAAGCAUACGAGGUUUAUGUAUGUUUGUAGGGUAGCAUUGAGGGUCUUUUUUUCUUUCUUUUUUUUUCUUCCUCGUUGAUUUUAAGGUUAGUUUAGAGUUACGUGCAAUCAAUGUGGAUGUGUUACAAGUGUCUUGGUUCGCAUUCGUUUUUUCUUCUUUGAUCUUUCGUUCUCUGACAGAAAGAACGGGGUGAAAUGAAACACGGUUAUGUAAAUUAUUAGAAACCGUAUGAAUAUGAAGAAUCAUUGUAUCAACAUAUUUUUGGACUCUUUUGGGUUGGCAGUUCAACAUGUACAAAAUUUGGAUUUGGACCCACCAUU